Molecule: messenger RNA, 1968 nt
Organism: Chaetomium fimeti
Lineage: Eukaryota; Fungi; Ascomycota; Sordariomycetes; Sordariales; Chaetomiaceae
Product: major facilitator superfamily domain-containing protein
Exons: 5
Coding region: 1-1968 (655 amino acids)
Biological process (GO): transmembrane transport
Cellular component (GO): plasma membrane
Molecular function (GO): transmembrane transporter activity
Source: RefSeq, a predicted model, not a curated record
AUGGCGGGCCAUGCCCAAGACCUAGAGAAACAAGGCGCGGCUACUCGUCCCGAGACCUCGCCCGCCCGUCAUCAUGACCACCGAGUCCCGACUUCAGCCCUCGAGAAAGACCAGUUGACCACGGUGACCGGACGGAGUCUCACCACCUCCCACACUCAGUCCUCCACCGACACGGACCCCCUCUCCCCUCUCGAGCACGCCCUUGCCCGGCCCCUGUCCAGUGCCGACAUCGAGCAGCUCCCGCCAGACGACCCGGACGACGACGACGACGAUGACGCCAACCGCAACAACAACAAGAACGACCCGCUCCACCUCAGCCGCACCCGCACCUCGAUCGUCUCCUCCGCCUCUCGCCCACCAGACUAUGAAGUCACUCUCGAAGCCGACGACCCCGAGAACCCACGGAACUGGCCACUCUGGUACCGCGCCUACACCGUCUUCGCCGUAUCCUACGCCACCUGGGUCGUGGUGCUGUACUCGACGAGCUACACGGCCAGCAUCCCCGGCGUCAUGGCCGAGUUCGGCGUCACCAGCCGCCCGCUGGCCACCCUGGGUCUGACGUCCUACCUGCUGGGCCUGGCCGCGGGGAGCGUGGUGGUGGCGCCGAUGAGCGAGGUUUAUGGGAGGAGGGUGGUGUAUUUGGUGUGUUUGGGCGUGUUUGUGGUGUUGAUUGUGCCGUGUGGGCUGGCGGAUGGGUUGGCGGAGCUGGUCGUGGUUAGGUUCAUCGGGGCCGUCUUUGGCGCCGCCAUGAUUUCCAACAGCCCCGGCACGGUGGUCGACAUCGCCGGGCACGAGUCGCUCGCGCUGUGCAUGUCGUGGUACAGCAUCGCGCCGCUGAACGGGCCUGUGCUGGGCCCGCUAAUCGGGGGGUUCGUGUACGAGAACCUUGGGUGGCGGUGGGCCAACUGGAUCGCCAUGAUCCUCGCGGGCGUCGCCGUCGUCAUGCUGGCCAUGGUCAAGGAGACGUACGCGCCAGCGCUACUCAAGAAGAAGGCGGCUAGGAUGCGCAAGGAAACGGGCGACGACAGGUGGUGGUGCCACCACGACCAACGCAUCUCCACGCUGGACCUGCUCAAGACUAACCUCAGCCGGCCGUUUGUGCUCGCCGCGACGGAGCCCAUAUUGUGGUUCUUCAAUAUCUGGAUCUCCGUCAUCUACGGCAUUCUCUACCUCUGUUUCGUCGCCUACCCCAUCGUCUUCACCCAACACCGCGGCUGGUCCGUCUCCAUGACCGGGCUCGCCUUCCUAGGCAUCGGCAUCGGCACCCUCCUCGGCAUCGCCAUGGAACCCAUCUGGCGACGCCUAAUCAACAACUCGCCCAAAAAGGACCCAGAAACCGGCCGCGCCGCGCCCGAAGCGACCGCCCUCGUAAUGUGCAUCGGCGCCUUGCUCACCCCCUUGGGCCAGCUCGUCUUCAGCUGGACCUGCCUGCCGGCCUCCAUCCACCCGGCCAUCCCCAUCGCCUUCGGCAUCCCCUUCGGCAUGGGCAACACCCUCUCCUUCAUCUACGGCUCCAACUACCUGGCGGGGGCCUACGGCAUCUACGCCGCGUCGGCCAUGGCGGGGAACGCCGUCAUGCGCUCCGUGUUCGGCGCCGUGCUGCCCCUGGCCGGGCCGGCCAUGUAUGCCGCGCUGACGCCCCAGUGGGCGGGCACCUUUCUGGGCCUGCUGGAGGUGCUGCUGAUUCCGAUCCCGUUUGCGUUUUAUUGGUAUGGGGAUCGCAUUAGGGAUCGGAGCCGUGUGAUUCGGCAGAUGCGCGAGGAGAAGGCCAAGGGGGAGCGCCGGGCUGAGAGGCUGGCGGCGAGGAAGGAGAGGGCGGAGAAGAAGAGGGGGGUGGAGGCGGCGGCGGCGGCGGGUGCGGGUGCGGGUGCGGGUGUCAAAGCUCCGCCUCCUGUGGUUGAGGGUGGGGGGACGAAGGGGGAGGAGGAGAUGGAGAAGGCGGCUGCGCAGGGGGCGAGGAUGGCGUGA